UCGUCCCUCCUCUUCACUCUCUCAAAACUCUUUAGGUUUUUCCAACUGAGCGACUCAGGCUGAGGCGGGCGCAACCGCACUAGAGGGGGAAGUCAAGUCGUGCUGGACUGCGCGAUAGCCUCGCACGGUUCACAACUACAGAAGAUCUGACCCGCGUUUAAUCAUGCUUUAAAAUGAUGGAAUAUGCUGAUUCUAAAAGUUGACCAGGGAUUUUUAGUUGUGGGGUGUUUGCGAGGCAUGGCUUUUCUUUUAACUUGCCUCUUUCUGUCUUGUUACAGUGCGAGCGGUGUUUGGGGGAAUCAGCACAGUGAGACCAGUAUCUAUUUGGAUAACAUCACGCGUAUAUUGGAUAGAUUACUGGAUGGCUAUGACAACAGGCUGCGACCUGGAUUUGGAGGUCCGGUUACAGAGGUCAAAACUGACAUCUUUGUUACCAGCUUUGGACCUGUUUCAGAUGUGGAGAUGGAAUACACCAUGGACGUGUUCUUCCGUCAGACGUGGAUUGACGAACGGUUGAAAUUCGAGGGCCCCAUCGAGAUCCUGCGGCUCAACAACCUGAUGGUCAGCAAGAUCUGGACGCCGGACACCUUUUUCCGGAAUGGCAAGAGGUCGAUCUCUCACAACAUGACCACCCCCAACAAGCUGUUCCGCAUCAUGCAGAACGGAACUAUCCUCUACACCAUGAGAUUAACAAUAAAUGCAGAGUGCCCCAUGCGACUGAUGAACUUCCCGAUGGACGGCCAUGCCUGCCCACUCAAGUUUGGGAGUUAUGCUUAUCCCAUCAGUGAGAUCGUGUACACGUGGAAGAAAGGCCCGCUCUCCUCUGUUGAGGUGCCGCAGGAGUCGUCCAGCCUGCUACAGUACGACCUCAUUGGUCAGACCGUGUCAAGCGAAAGGUUGAAGUCUAACACAGGUGAAUAUGUCAUCAUGACUGUCCACUUCCACCUUCAGAGGAAAAUGGGCUUCUUCCUCAUCCAAACCUACAUCCCCUGUAUCAUGACCGUCAUUCUGGCCCAAGUCUCCUUCUGGAUCAAUAAGGAAUCCGUUCCAGCGCGGACUGUGUUUGGUAUCACCACCGUCCUGACUAUGACCACGCUCAGCAUCAGCGCCCGCCACUCCUUGCCUAAAGUCUCCUAUGCCACAGCCAUGGAUUGGUUCAUCGCUGUGUGUUUUGCAUUUGUCUUCUCUGCCCUCAUUGAGUUUGCGGCCGUCAACUACUUCUCCACUCUACAAGCCAACCGGGAGCUCCGGAAGGCAGCGGCCAUGAAGGUGGCGGCUCAGGAGGCGGCGGCUGCAGCUGCAGCUCCUGCUGCAGCCACAGGGAAUGAUGGGGAACUUUCCUCUGUGGAUGCGAGUAGCGUGCUGAAGAAAAGGAUGAACUCCGCCCCGCUGUUUGACCGCCCUGCGAAAACAUUUCCCAACCCACCCGUCAAUGCUCAAGCCUUCCUGCAGCAGGGGUCGGCGGUACCAGCUAACAACGUUCUGACUGGCACCAGCAUCAUCGACAAAUACUCCCGCAUUCUCUUCCCUCUUUCAUUUGGAGCCUUCAACCUGGUCUACUGGAUCGUCUAUCUCACCAAGGACACCAUGGAGAUGUCCAGGGACACCAUCUAAGUCCACACUUUGUCUUCCUGGAAAUCACACAGAGUACGCACUUUCAUACAGACACACACACACACAUAUCCACCACACACACACAAUAAAUAGAUGAUAGACGCUUGCCAAGGACUCUUUUAUGCUGCCUCAGUGCAUUGUAUUUCUUUUUAAGUACUCCCUUGGAAAGUGAGUUUUGAGAGCAGAUGUACCAGCUCCUUCUAUAUUGACCCGGGAGCUCACGGCUCUGGAACCUUUUCAAACAGGUACUUCACAUCUCUCUGUCUCUCAUACUUAUUUACCUUCCCCAAUAUUUGAAGAAAAGUUGGAUAUAAUGAGAGUUUGUCCUUCCUCAAUCUCCUGCCUGAGUUUGUGAGGCUAUUCGAGAUGUAAAUGAAGGUGCAGUAGCUAGGCCGGAGAGCCAGACACAGUGACAUUGAAUUGCUUUAUUGGAUUAUUUCUUUUCCAGUGUAACAUGUCUGCAUUUCCACACAUGAGAGUGAUGAGUGCAUGUGGGUUUGAAAUUAUACAUCCUCUAAUAUUCAGAACACACUUGAGGGAAAGAGUGUACUCGUUGCCCCGACCGGAUCCAGUGUGACCGACAGACUUGUGGGAACCCUCACACUUCGAACUCCUCUUUCCACUCUUCAUUUUUUUUCUCCCACCACACUCUAUUUUUUGGUUCAUUGGCUUAAUUUCCCUCUGCUGAUGGAGCACAGAGGAUGUGAAGCAAAAUCUUCAAAGGGUUUUUUUUUUUCUUUUAUAGCGUGUUCCACGGAUACACUGGCCUGGUUCGAUAUUCAGUGGUACAUGUAGUUGCAAAACUGCACACAGUUGAACUAGAAACAAGUCACUGCAUAGAAUGACUUUCUCAAUUGAAGGUCAGUUUCCUUCAAAGAAAAAAUGACUCUGAAACAGUGUUCCGUGAUUUCAUUGUAGUAAAUAACUUGUUACAGCUCUAAGCUUUGAUUCAAUUGGCCACAUGAAAAAAAUAAAUAAAUAAAAAGAGCUCAAAGUUAUUAGAAACAAGACAUGAAAGCAAAAUAAAGCAAAUUUUUAGCUAUACUUUUUCAGCCAUUUAGAGAUGAGGUCUUGGGACGUGCCAGAUAUUUCAGUUCAACAAAGAAGCAUCUUUUCUCACAUUCUUCUCAUUAUUUCCAUGCAUGUACUAACCCAUCUUUCUUCAGAGGAAAUGUAAGCUUGUUUUACGUUAAGGUUUUUACAAUUUCCUCUGUAUUGUUUCUAUUAAGUGUCGUCAUUUAAAAUGACGUUAAAAGAUUUAUCUCCUGCUUGCCAAUUAUUUAUUGAAGUGACAGCUGUGGCUUUUGGUUUUUCAUUAAAAAGCAGCGAAAAAUAGCAACCUAAACCUAUCAUCAUCAAUUAUACGAAAUGCCACAACACAUUCAUUAAUAAUCCACUUGUGUGGAUUUGCAUAUGAUUAUGCACCAUUUCCAAUUAAGUCGACAGGGUAACAUGUUAAAGCCAUGGAGGGUCUAUGUAUGUUGAUGUAUAUUUGCUUUGCGGUAGGUCCUCAUGGCGUUCGUCAUCCAUGUAUAUAUUCUCAUUAAAAGUAUUUCUUAAUAAUACAGGGAAUUUAGUUUUACCACUUAUUUAUGGGAGAUGCACUUUAUGGGCGCUUAAGUGUAGGUAUUAAAUAUGAUGAAUAUCCUCACACUUACUUCAUAUUGAAUUCAUGUUAGACUCUACUGAAGAUUUUUUUUAUUAUUAUGUUCACAAAUAUAUAAUUAUAUUUAAUAAAUCAAUGUUGCAUGACUGCAUCAUUUUAAAGGAUGAUUUUACUGUACUAAGUGCAGAAGGUUGGGUGAAGCCUUAGGCUGUUGUUAUAGCUGCCUAAAACUACUCGUAAAGGUGAGUCAUGACAUAAAACAUGAGCAAUACAGAGAAAAAGAAAUAAAGUCUAUCUAUUUUAUUUGCUCCCAGGUGAGAAUAGUCGCACAGCAGCUAUUUGGCUCAUUUACACACAAAUGCACACAUGAGAAAUAUGCAAUGUAAUAUACUGCAAUGUUAAUGUAAUGCAGUGUUAUAUGUAAUUUAAGUCUGCACUGAGGCAGGUUUUGUUGUAUGAAUGGAUCAGACACAGAGAGUGGAUUUGUUUUCCACGUCAACUUCCUCAGUGAUUCAUGUUGAUAAUUAUCAGUUAGGUUCAGGCACCAAAACUACUUUUAUUUUAGGUUUAGGAAAAGAUCAUGACUGCUGUAUCAUGUCAGGAAGCUGUUCUGACAGACAGCUUUGUAUUCAGAUGCAAAAAUCAUCCAAUCGUAUAUACAAUAUGUCAGUGUGUGAAUACAGACAUAUGGGCUUGAACUUGUCUCUGCCAUUAUAUACACACAGGUGGGUGGAAAGAGCUACAUGGGCCAGUCCAGCCCUGUGUGAAUAGCAGUGGUGACUACCAACACCUGGGUGCAAAACGCCAUAUCAUGUCAAAUUUCUGUACAGUAAAUACAGUUGGGACAUAAAUAAGGCAUUAACAGGCUCAAUGUGGGGACAUGGUGGUUUACCAGUAGACCUAGAAAUGUUUUUUUUAUAAAUAUAUUGCCAGUCAUUGAAUACUUUUUUUUUUUUUUUUUUUCAUUUUAAAUUCUGUUAUAUUUGAUCAAACUUGUUCAGUGCUUGAAGUGUUAUGCAAGGCUGUAUGAAAUGUUUUGGGUCUUCCAUCCAUCCCAGCUCCAUCUAUCACCUUCCAUUUUCUAUCUUUGAGGGAGAAGCUGAAGAAACGGGGUGUUUCAGUUGUUAUUGCCCCGUCUUAUAGGCUCUAUUGUGGCUCCAGAAGUGCUGUCCCAAUGGAGCUUAAAGAGCAUUGUCAACCACACACUUCCAGCUGUGACUGAGUGUUACUGCAAAAUAAACGACACACUCAAACACAAACAAGGAUUUAGUGAAGGAGCGGGAGAAAGUGUGUAUUUGUGUAUGAGAUCUUUUUUUUUUUUUUUUUUUUGCAUGACUGAGUUCAUUUUCUUUUUUUAUCAGCGACCAAUUGAUCUCGCCUCUGGCCCCAGCCUAGCUGCAUAACACUACCAUCCCACUGGGAGAACCAUGCUUGCAUGACCUCUGACCCUUUAUGUGCUUGUUAGGGUUGCUGAAUGUAGAAGGUUGUGAACUCCAUAGAAUAUAGAAAUCUAUCACUAUGGUGACCGCAGCCGUAAAUGCCCAUUCCGUUUCCUUCCACCGGCAUGAGCUUUAAUGACGCUUUUGAUCAGCCAGUGUUAGUCUUAUUUUGUCACUUUUACACUGUCAUUUGCCUAGAAAUUGUGAAAACAAUUUAGAAGACAAUGAAUGCUCUACAUUGUUAUUUUAUGUGUAUAUUUUGUGAAUAUGAUAAGCUAUUUCUGUAGGUUGCUAUUUGUAUUCCAGUUGUAUAACCCUGCUUGAAGAUCAGCUGCACUACGUUAACCAUGUGUACUGGUUUGAACGACAGACCUCAGCUUUUGUAUUUUAGCUGUUUGAUUUUUAUUUUUUUCACGUUUGUUCUGUGUACAUGUUGUGCUCCAUCAGUUUUUUUUUAAAUUAUUUUACAUUGUGUAGGGGGUGGCCUGCUUUUACUGCAACAGACAACGAUAUUUGCAUAUUCAGGUCUUUUGUCCCCUGUUAAUAAUUCAACCCCAACUCUUUUUCCCUCACAGGAUUGUAUAUUAGAAUGUUCAAUAAACGACAGAUUAUGUAUAUAUAA
This is a messenger RNA of Sphaeramia orbicularis (orbiculate cardinalfish), 5281 nucleotides long. It is a transcript of the gene gabra6b, whose product is annotated as gamma-aminobutyric acid type A receptor subunit alpha6b. Gene Ontology annotation, molecular function: GABA-A receptor activity; extracellular ligand-gated monoatomic ion channel activity. Bases 184 to 1614 code for a protein of 476 amino acids. Gene Ontology annotation, biological process: monoatomic ion transmembrane transport. Lineage: Eukaryota; Metazoa; Chordata; Actinopteri; Kurtiformes; Apogonidae. Gene Ontology annotation, cellular component: membrane. The transcript is spliced from 10 exons. The record is from RefSeq and is a predicted model, not a curated record.